Molecule: messenger RNA, 780 nt
Organism: Ogataea philodendri
Lineage: Eukaryota; Fungi; Ascomycota; Pichiomycetes; Pichiales; Pichiaceae
Exons: 1
Coding region: 1-780 (259 amino acids)
Biological process (GO): positive regulation of ubiquitin-protein transferase activity; protein neddylation
Cellular component (GO): ubiquitin ligase complex
Molecular function (GO): ubiquitin-like protein binding; ubiquitin conjugating enzyme binding; cullin family protein binding
Source: RefSeq, a predicted model, not a curated record
AUGUCUGUCAAGUCGGCUAAAGUUAAGAAGUUUCUUGAAAUCACAGGAACCGAGUCUGAGGACAUGGCGUCGUUCUUUCUGGGAAGAAACCAGCAGAACGUGACGUACGCGAUCAACGACUUUUUCACCCGUCCAGAGUUGGCUGAGGGUUUUAAAAAGGUGAAGGAAAACGCAAAGAUCAAGGUUGACAGCAAGGUCAAGAGUGUGUUUAAUAAGUACAAGGAGGACAGUUUGGAUGUGUUGGGGAAACCGUAUAUUGGAAUUGAUGGAACCGUGCGGUAUAUUGCCGACCUGGGAUACGAGCCGGAGGAUUUAGUGAUUCUUGCCUUGGCCGAGUUUCUAGAGUCACCAUCGGUGGGGAUCUUCAAAGAAGACCCGUUUUUGAUCAACUGGUCGCGAGUGGGCGCCAACUCGAUUGAGAAAAUGCACGAUUACAUUGAAAACGAACUCGCAGUCAAACUGGCAGAAGAGAGCUACUUCAAGAAAGUGUACCAAUUCACUUACAAAUUCAUUCUGGAAAAGAACCAAAGAAACGUUCCAACCGAGUCUGCGAUCGAGUACUGGAACCUCAUGAUCCCUGAAGAGUACAAGAAAGAACUCGACACUUUUAUCAAGUUCCUUGAAAUCAAAGACCACAAGGGAAUCACCAAAGACCAAUGGAACAUGCUGUAUCCUUUCCUUAAAACAUACCACGAAGAUCCUAAACUGUCCAACUACGACGAAAUGCAGUCGUGGCCCGUGCUCAUGGACGAGUUCCACGAAUGGCUCACCGACUCCUGA